GCAUCUGAGGUUACUUACUAUCUUAAUCUUGUAAGGGAGCCGUGAACACGGCAGUCAAGGUUCUACUGUCCACGUAUCAAAAGAAAUUAUGAAUUUGGUAGCUCUGAUUAUUUUGUGCUUUUUUUCGUUCGUUCAAAAUGAGUACGUUCGUCCUUCCUUUCAAGUUUUAAUACGCAGAAGGAAUAGCUUAGGAGUCUUGGAGGAUGGUCACUGCUAUGGGAAUAUUAUUCAAAGUCGACUUGUUUUAACGGCGGCAUCGUGUCUAUUAAGUGCUACUGAAACCUCAAAUCAAAGAAAACUAUUAAAAUCUGAGGAGAUAGCUAUAUCCUUUAAGGACGAAGACUUAAAUGAGUUAAUUUACUUUGCUGGUGGCUUUGCCAUCUAUCCUGAAUUUAAUGUGAAAUCUUUGAAUAAUGAUAUCGCAAUACUAAAUCUAAGUAAACAACUUCCCCUGUCUGAACGAAGCGAUAUUCAAUGGAUUCUAGUGGCUGACUACGAUCUUAAGGAUUCACCUUUGGAGGACGGCGUAGAAUCUUAUGCAUGGAAAGAUUCUGACGGAGAAAAUGUAUAUCCGGGUUAUGGCGUCAUUCAUGAAAGUAAUUUAGUUGGAAUCAUUUCUUACGGGCUUUCAUCGAAAAAUAACAACGAAUCUGUCGUUGAAAAUGGGAUUCCAAAUAGAUUUACGCCAUUAAACCCAUAUUUAAGUUGGAUAUAUGCAAUUUUACAGAAUGCAGAGAUUGCCGACAUGAAUAACAAUAACUACAGUGCAUCUUUACCUUAUCACCAACGAAAAAGCGCAGAUAUAGUUAAUGAAUUCAGUGAAUCGAAUGCAGAGCCAAAUGCCAUUGAGGAAUUCAUUGAUCCUAAUGCAGAGUAUUUUCCAGAGGCAGAAGAUCCCAUUAUAGCUGAAAUCGAAACUGAUGCAGAAGAUUUGACUAGUAAUGCAGAAACCUAUACUGAAAACCUUGAAACUGAGACAACCGCAGCGGACCAAUUUAACGAAAACAUCGAAAGUGAGAAAGGAUAUUAUAUAAACGCAGCCAAUAUGUGUAAGGCCAAUGGAAUUUUUACAUGGAUAGUAUUAUUAAACUUCAUUUAUAUCAAAUACCACUUGUCAAAUUACUUAUAUAUAUAAAUUACAUUUUAAGUUGUUUUGUGAAUUUUAAAAUGAUCAACAUUAAGCUCUAAUUUGUGUGUCCUUAUUGAAAAUAUUCUGCUUAUAUAUAUCACUUGUA
Drosophila gunungcola (fruit fly) is the source of this 1235-nucleotide messenger RNA. RefSeq lists its product as uncharacterized. Gene Ontology annotation, molecular function: serine-type endopeptidase activity. The transcript is spliced from 7 exons. Lineage: Eukaryota; Metazoa; Arthropoda; Insecta; Diptera; Drosophilidae. Gene Ontology annotation, biological process: proteolysis. The record is from RefSeq and is a predicted model, not a curated record. The coding region runs from base 89 to 1135 and encodes 348 amino acids.